Molecule: messenger RNA, 945 nt
Organism: Durotheca rogersii
Lineage: Eukaryota; Fungi; Ascomycota; Sordariomycetes; Xylariales; Xylariaceae
Exons: 3
Coding region: 1-756 (251 amino acids)
Source: RefSeq, a predicted model, not a curated record
AUGGAUACGGUAAACAGUAUAGCCAACACGGCCGCUAAGGCUGUCUGGGGUACGAGCAGCCAGCACGGCUCAGAGCCUGUCUCGGGACAGACAGGCGACACCUCCAAGGGCGAACCGUACGAUGCCGGCAACAUAGAGGGCCCCCAAGCCCAAUCCUCGAAGGCUAGAGUAAACAGCGGCCCCUACAAGUCGUCUAAAGGGACGCCAGCAAGUUCUUUCUCAAACUUAAAAUCAAGGAAAGGCGCGCAAGCCCAGGAGGACGAAGGCUACGCAGAAGCUCCGCAGACCCAUGCGAAGGCUGCGUCCGCAGAUGCCGAUGAGCGCGAGGACGGCGUCGAGGAGGACCGGAAACUAGAUGGCCCCGGGCCCAAGCCACUCGACGAACUAGCACGGGAGCACGGCGGCGAUGCCGGCGAUCUGAGUAAGAGCGAGGAGAACCCUGCCAAAGGCAAGGGUGGUGGGGUAAAGGAGACCGGGAAAGAAACCAGCCCCGACAGUGAGAGCGCCGCUGAGGGGACCGGAGAGAAGUAUGUUAGGAGUAGCGGGCUGCAGGCCGAGGGCGGCGACUUCGACGCCACAAAACCCGGGGCCGGGCGGGAGGCCGACCGCCUUAUGGAGGAGAUGGGUAUGCACAGCGCGAACGCGGCCGGCGGCCAGAGUGGGGGUCCUAAAGGCGGGUCGACCGGCGGGGCGGCCAACAAGACGGAGAAGAAGAGCCUCGCUCAGAAGAUCAAGGACAAGCUACAUCACCAUUGACGUGCUGCUUGUCCCGUUGGUGGCAGCGCCGACUUAUAGGUAGUGAGCUUUUGUUGAAGUGGGCGCGAUGCGAUUUCCUUGGGCUGUCUCUAGUCGUCCACGUGCCUUGGUUACCGGACGGGAGGGUUGGCUAUGCUUGGCUUUGUGUGGGUAUACUGUACUGUUAUAAGCACGUGUAAUAACACGAUU